CAUGACAGAUGGAAAUUGAAAAUAAUGGGUGGUAAAAAUUGUUGUGUAGUUAAUUGUAAAAAUACACAGAGGAACAGCAAAUGUAUAAUGUACAGUUUUCCAGUAGCCGCUUGGAAAUUAGAACAACGAAAAAAAUGGAUUCAAGCUGUUCGAAGGCAAAAUGCUGACGGAUCACCGUGGAUUCCAACUCGAAAUUCUUAUAUUUGUAGUGCCCAUUUUAUCGGUGGAAAAAAAUCAGAAGAGCAUUUAAGUCCAAAUUAUGUUCCAACAAUAUUUCCUGAAAUUUAUCAAACUAACCAGGUCUUCAAAUCUUCUGCAAUCUCCCCAACAGUUAAAAGAAACAUACCGCAAAAACAAAAAUCUGACCUCGGUAGAUGUAGCAGAGUAGCACGAAAUAAACGUGCUGAAAGAAGUAGACGCAAGAAACAACUACAACCAGAAGAAAUCGCUGAAAUAAAACAAGAAAGUAGUCAUUUUCAGGAAUCAAAUUUUCAGUUUAUUGAAAACGAAAUCAUUAAAACUGAACCGUUAGAUUUUGAACAGAUAAAUGAAAAUGUAGAUAUUUCAUUUGUUGAUGUAAAUAAUCCAGUAUUAGUUAAAGAAGAAGACAUCGAAACGGGGAACAUAAAUGAUUGUUUUCCAAAUGAAAAUAAUUUUAUGUUUAUCAGAAAUGAAAACAAUGAUAUUGAUCCAUUUCAUUCAAUUGAAGAUGUAAAUAAUUCCAAUGUAGAUGAAAAUACCAAAAAAUUACAUUCUGAAGUGAUAAUUAAAGAUGAAUUAAUAGAUGAUGCAAUCGAGCAUACCGAGAAAAACUUAGAUUUUCGAUUAAAACAAGUCCAUCAUGGAAAAAAAUCAAAAGGAAAACGAUACGCAUGUGAUAUUUGUAAAUUAUCAUUUUUACAUAAAAGUAAUUUAAUUGAACAUAAACGGAUUCACACGGGAGAAAAACCUUAUUCAUGUGAUCAAUGUAAUAAAACAUUUACUUGGGAAGUUAGUUUACUUGGACAUCAACUUACUCAUUCUAAGAAAAUUACAAAGAAUUCCCGUGUAGACGAACACGAGCCACAGAAAGACCGUACACAAAAAUGUCAUUGUAAAAACUGUUGCAUAUCAUUUACUAAAAACAACGAUUCGAUUCAAGUUAAAGAAAUUCGUGGAGAAAGAAUAUAUUUAUGUAUUUGUGAUAAAACAUUUACUUCGUUAGCAUCUUUAAAUGCACACAAAAAAAUACAUAGUACAUGGUGCUGUGGCGUUACCAAAUAAGGUUGGGUAAAGCCCUUGAGACGGACUAUCAACGUUCGUAAGCAGCUAUAAAAUUUUAUUCCU
Molecule: messenger RNA, 1326 nt
Organism: Chrysoperla carnea
Lineage: Eukaryota; Metazoa; Arthropoda; Insecta; Neuroptera; Chrysopidae
Product: zinc finger protein 1-like
Exons: 3
Coding region: 25-1263 (412 amino acids)
Biological process (GO): regulation of transcription by RNA polymerase II
Molecular function (GO): RNA polymerase II cis-regulatory region sequence-specific DNA binding; DNA-binding transcription factor activity
Source: RefSeq, a predicted model, not a curated record